GAUGAUGAUGGGUAUCCCGUUGUUUGUAAUAAAAAUGUUUCGAUUGAUGCUGAUGAUGAUGACAACGAUUCUGAGGUUUCGAAUGAAGAUAAAGAUGAUGCUUUGGCUGAUGUUGAUGAUAUUCCUGAUAUCGAUGAGGAUGAUGAUGGUGAAGAUGAGGAUGAUGGUGAUGAUGAUGAUGAUGAUGAUGAUGAUGAUGAUGAUGACGAUGAUGAUGAUACGGAUGAUGAUGCUCCUGAUGAAGUUGAUGAUGACGAUGAUGGUGCUGCUGCUGAUGAUGAUGCUCAUAAUGACGCUGAUAAUGAUGACGAUGAUGAUGAUGAUGAUGAUGACAACGAUUCUGAUGAUUCGGAUGAAGAUAAAGAUGAUGCUUUGGCUGAUGAUGAUGGUGAUGAUGAUGAUGAUGAUGAGGUUGAUGAUACCGUUGAUGACUCGGAAGAUGAUGUUCAUGUUGAUGAUGAUAAUGACGAACAUGUUGAUGAAUAUGAUGAUGGAAUUUGUGAUGACGAUGAAUUGGAUGAUGAUGGUGAUGUGGAUGAUGAGGAUGAUGAUGAUGAUGAUUUGGGUGAUGAUGAAUGGGAUGUUGAUGAUGAUCUGGAUGAGGAUGGUUAUAAUAAUGAUUCGAAUAAUGAUGCUGAUGAUACGGAGGCUGAUGACAAAAAUGAUGAUGAUGAUGAUGAUGAUGAUGAUGAUGGUGAUGAUACCGAUGUUGAUAACGAUUUUGGUGAUUCGCAUGAAGAAAAGCAUGUUGAUUCCGCGGAUCUUGAUGCUGAUCAAGAUGAUCAUGACGAUGAUGAUGAUGAAGAUGAUGACGAUGAUGAUCAUGAUGAUGAUGAUGAUGAUGAUGAUGAUCAUUCGGAUGAUGAUGAAGAUGAUUUGGUUGUUGAUGAUGAUGAUGAUGACGAGGAAGCUGAGGAUGAUGAUGAUGACGAUGAUGUUGAUGAUGAUGAUGAUGAUGAUGGUGAUGAUUGUGAUGAUGAUGAUAAUGAUGAUGAUAUUACGGGUGAUGAUGAUGAAAAUGAUGAUGGUCAUGAUGGUGAUGAUGAUGAUUAUGUUGAUGAUGAUGAUGAGGAUGACGUCGAUGAUGACGAUGAUGAUGAUUAUGAUAAAGAGACGGAUGAUGAUACCGCUGAUCGUGAUGAUGGUCAAGAUGAUCAUGACGAGGAUGAUGAUGAAGAUGAUGAUGACCGUGAUGAUGAUGAUGAUGAUGAUGAUUAUGAUGAUCAUAAUUCGGAUGAUGAUGAUGAUGAGGACGAUGAUGGUGAUGAUGUUGACGAUGAUGAUAUUUAUGUUGAUGUUGAUGAUUCGAUUGAUGAUGAUGAUGAUUAUGAUGAUGAUCAUUUGGAUGAUGUUCAUGAUGAUGAUGGUGAAAAUUCGGAUGAUGGUGGUGAUGAUGGUGAUGAUGAAGAUGAUGUUUAAGAUGAUGAAGAUGAUUUUCCGGAGGACGACUAUUUGGAUGAUGAUGACGAUAACGAUGAUGAAGUUCAUGAUGAUGACCAGCAUGAUAAUGAUGAUGAUGCGGGAACGAUGAUGAUGAUAAACAUGAUGAUGAUUAUGAUUUGGAUGACGACGGUGAUGAUGAUGAUGAUGAUGUUGACGAUUAUGAUGGUGAUGUUUAUGAAUGAUGAUGGUUCGGAUAGAGAUGAUGAUGGAUAUUUGGUUGGUUAUGAUGAUGAUGAUGGUGAUGAUGAUGAUGAUGAUGAUUAUAAUCACGAUGAUAAUGAUGACGAUGAUGAUGAUGAUGAUGAUGAUAACGAUUCUGAUGAUUCGGAUGAAGCUAAGGAUGAUGAUUCGGCGGAAUUUGAUGAUGAUGAUUCGGAUGCUGCUGAUGAUGAUGAUGAUGAUGAUGAUGAUGUUGAUGAAGAUGAUUUUGAUGACGAUGAAGAUGAUGGUUCCGAAAAUGAUAUUCAUGAUGAUGAUGAUGAUGGUGAAGAUUAUCAUGAUUCGGUUGUUGCUGAUGAUGAUGUUAAUGGUAAUGAUGAUGGUGAUGAUGAAGAUGAUGAUCAUGAUGUGGAAGAUGUCUCGGGUGCUGGUGACGAUGACGACGAUCGUGAUGAUGAAAAUAAAGAUCACUAUAAUGAUGAAUCAGUUGAAGAUGCUGAAUAA
Molecule: messenger RNA, 2106 nt
Organism: Echinostoma caproni
Lineage: Eukaryota; Metazoa; Platyhelminthes; Trematoda; Plagiorchiida; Echinostomatidae
Source: the annotation of a GenBank genome assembly